Brettanomyces bruxellensis is the source of this 1179-nucleotide messenger RNA. RefSeq lists its product as uncharacterized. The record is from RefSeq and is a predicted model, not a curated record. Lineage: Eukaryota; Fungi; Ascomycota; Pichiomycetes; Pichiales; Pichiaceae. Gene Ontology annotation, molecular function: aminomethyltransferase activity; protein binding. Gene Ontology annotation, biological process: glycine catabolic process. The transcript is spliced from 2 exons. Gene Ontology annotation, cellular component: mitochondrion. The coding region runs from base 1 to 1179 and encodes 392 amino acids.
AUGUUCGGAGCAUCCACAAUUGCCAGAAUUGUCUCAAAAGGGUCUUUGCGGUUUUAUUCUACGGCAUCCCCUAAAAUAUUGAGGACUCCACUUUACAACUCACAUGUCAAACUUGGGGGAAAAAUGGUCCCUUUUGCCGGCUACUCAAUGCCGGUUAUAUACUCAGGUCAGUCGCACAUCGAAUCCCACAAGUGGACAAGAACGCAUUGUGGUGUUUUUGAUGUUUCUCAUAUGCUCCAGCACAGGAUUGUUGGUUCAAAGGCAGCGGAUUUUCUACAGACACUAUGUCCAACAGAUUUUAAGGCUUUGAACAAAUUUCAAUUCCACUUGAGUGUUAUCCUUAACCACGAAGGUGGAAUUGUCGAUGACUGCAUAGUGACAAAACAUGCCGAUGAUUCAUUCUACAUGGUUACAAAUGCCGCUUGCAGAGCCAAGGAUGUUGGCUUUAUCGCCUCUGAAUUGGAAAAGUACGGUGGAAGAUCAGAUGUUAAGCAUGAGACUUUUGAGGGAGUUCUUCUCGCAAUUCAAGGUCCCGAAGCCCGCAAUGUGAUGGCAAAAUACACACGCUCAAAUCUAAAUGAUCUCUACUUUGGAAACACCCGGUUUAUCGAUCUAAAAGGAUUUGGUACCGAUGAAAAGUUCCACAUUGCUAGAAGUGGAUACACUGGUGAAGAUGGAUUUGAGAUUUCGAUUCCAAACAAACCUGAAGUGAAGCCAAUUGGAUUGGGUGCCAGAGAUUCGUUGAGACUUGAAGCUGGGAUGUGCUUGUAUGGAUCAGAAUUGACUGAUGCCACUACACCUGUUGAUGGAUCCUUGUCAUGGCUUGUUUCAAAGUCCAGAAGAAUUCCUGAUGCCACGUUCAAUGGUGCAGCCAAGAUUCUUUCACAGAUUGCACAUCCAAAGACUGUCAAGGCAAAGAGAGUCGGAUUGCAGUCAUCUGGUCCUUCUCCAAGACAUGGGAACAAGAUAUUUUCUGUUGCUGAGCCUAGUAAGCAGAUUGGUGAGGUUACAUCUGGAUCUUUUGCCCCAUCUCUUGGGCAUAAUGUGGCUCAAGCAUACAUUCAAAAGCCAUAUCAUAAGAAAGACACUGAAGUUCUUAUCCAGAUUAGAGGUAAAUUGAGAAGUGCCAAGGUGACUAAAAUGCCAUUUAUCGAGGAUCAUUACUAUCGUGAAGGUUAA